AUGCCACGACUUCCAGUGUUGUCUAGAAGUGGGAGUCAAAAUGUUUCUAGCCCUGUUAUUAAUUGUGAUCGAUGCAAUCUUCGACGUCAACCGGGUCCGUGUUUAAAGAUGACUAGCUCUUGUUUCAAUUGUCGAGAACAAGGUCACAUGGCAAAAGAUUGUCUCAAAACUCGGAUCCAAACUGACAAAAGGAAAGGUAAACAACCAAGUACUAGUGGACGAGUCUUUGCAUUACCUGGCAGCAAAUCUCAAGCGGGUAUGAUUUCGGGUCAUAUUAAAUUAAUUGAUUUAUCUGUUUAUGUUUUGUUUGAUACUGGUGCGACACACUCAUUUGUUUCUGAACAAUUAGAAUCCCGAUUAAAAUCGUAUGAGCAAACCACCGAAUUUCCAGUGGUAAUAUCUACUCCAAUGGGUGGUUCAAUUUGUGUGCUAACCCAUUUUUCCAAUUGUUCGUUGCUUAUUGGGGACUGCAUACGAGAGGUCACUUUGCUUCCAAUGCAUAUGUCCUACUUCGAUUUAAUAUUGGGUAUUGACUGGUUGUCACGCCAUCGGGCAACAAUAGACUGUAAUGCCAAACACAUUUUGUUUGGGGAUAUAGACAACCCGGAGGCAAUCUUCCAAGAAGGUACUCCAAAAGAAGAUGUUAGUGUAGUAGUCUCUAUUACUGUGAAACAAUAUACGUAG
Molecule: messenger RNA, 684 nt
Organism: Cynara cardunculus var. scolymus (artichoke)
Lineage: Eukaryota; Viridiplantae; Streptophyta; Magnoliopsida; Asterales; Asteraceae
Exons: 1
Coding region: 1-684 (227 amino acids)
Molecular function (GO): nucleic acid binding; zinc ion binding
Source: RefSeq, a predicted model, not a curated record